GCUAACGUUAGCUUUCCAUAUCAUUAUUCCCAACCACAACAUAAAAAAAUGGAGAAUUUCAUAGAAUUCUGACACUCAAAGUCUAAAGAUAGAGAAGAAGAAAAAACUUUGUAAAUCAAUCAUUAAAUUCAAUUUGAAAUGGGAAAAUCUGGGUUGUUAUUAGUUUCAGAUUUUGUGCUCUCAUUUAUGUGGGUAUGUUUUGGUGUUCUUGUCAAAAUCUUUGUAUUCCAUUUUCUGGGUUUUAACCAUAAUUUUACAGGAGAAAUCGUUAAGCUUUGUUUUUCUGUUAUUAAUUUAUUUUUGUUUGCGUUAUUGAGUAAAUAUGCAAGAGGUGCUACUUAUAAUCCAUUGAAUUUAUUGGCUGGAGCAAUUUCUGAGGGUUUUAGUCAGUUUUUGUUCAUUGUUGGAGGAAGAAUUCCAGCUCAGGUGCUUGGUGCUAUAUAUGGAGUUAAGUUCCUAAUUUAUACUUUCCCUGAAAUUGGCCGGGGACCAAAGCUGAACGUUAACAUCCAUCAAGGCGCGUUAACAGAAGGAAUCCUAACCUUUUUGAUUGUUUUCAUUUCUAUGUCAUUGUCGAGAACAAUUCCGGGAAGUUUCAUGACUAAGACGUGGAUUUCUAGCCUUUCGAAACUCACCCUUAACCUUCUUGGUUCGGAUUUAACUGGUGGAUGCAUGAACCCAGCUUCUGUGACGGGAUGGGCAUACGCUCGUGGUGAUCACAUAACUAAGGAACACAUAUUUGUCUAUUGGCUUGCUCCAGUCGAGGCAACCUUAUUGGCGGUAUGGAUGUUCACGGUGUUGUUCCCCGACACAAAAGAGAAAUCGGACACCAAGCCAAAAUCAGAAUAAUCUCUGUACUUUUCUCCUUUUUUCUUUUUUGUAAGUCUUUGAUUUGGCAUUCGUAUAUCCGCUGAAAAAAGUUAGGAGUAUAGAACCUUUCAAGUAGGAGUCCCUAUUGUACUCACUAUCCAUAAAACAAAGUGUAAAGUUUUUUCGAUAUAUUAACUUCAAAUUAAUCAUUGAAAUCGAUCAGAAUUUAGUAUUGUCCAAAGCCCUUGUUGUUUCUCAAAAGCUCGACAUUCUCUUGAUCCGGGUCAGUGUCACAUGAAUCGCUAAUUGCAUUGCGAAUCGCAAAUCGAAUGGUUGGUUUUAGGCUAUUUUUGUAACAUUUUGAGUGAAUCAGGAAUCUAAAAGGCGAACUAACUAGCGAAUUAUGUUUUACUGAUCCGGGUUCAUUUGAAUUAGUGUUGAACCUUCUUAUGUAAUAUGUGUCGUGAGUCACGCGUGCCAUGAGAACAGGGUAAUACACAUCUGUAAAUGCAGAUUUUUGGUGUAGUGAACACUUAGGGUCAUCUGUAAUUUCAGAUUAUGGUUCAUGCAUAAGAAAAUAUACGCAAAACAAGGUUGUAUCAUUGUAUCAUAAACAAUGCAAGAUGUCAAAAUCCGCAAUUCAUAAGUUUACAUAUUGUUACAACUUCUUGGUUCUCCGAAAUGCGAGUUAUCCUCAAGUAUAAACUACUAUAAGGAAUGAUAUGGUUGAAUACAUUGGGAAAUCUAAUAUACAAGCUGUGGCUCGAAUUCUGCUAAAUCGACUGAGCCUGAUUCAAUAGGUGGCAUCAGAUACGCAGCCAAGAUUU
This is a messenger RNA of Amaranthus tricolor (Joseph's coat), 1637 nucleotides long. Its product is annotated as probable aquaporin SIP2-1. The record is from RefSeq and is a predicted model, not a curated record. The transcript is spliced from 3 exons. Gene Ontology annotation, cellular component: membrane. The coding region runs from base 139 to 849 and encodes 236 amino acids. Lineage: Eukaryota; Viridiplantae; Streptophyta; Magnoliopsida; Caryophyllales; Amaranthaceae. Gene Ontology annotation, biological process: transmembrane transport. Gene Ontology annotation, molecular function: channel activity.